CAAAUGUCUAAUCAGCCAAUCAUGUGGUAGCAACUCAAUGCAUAAAAACCUGCAGAGGUUCAGUUACUAUGCAGACUAAACAUCAAAAUGGGGAAUAAAUGUGAUCUAAGUGACUUUGACUGCAGCAAUUGUUGGUGCUUGACAGAUUGGUUUGAGUAGUAUCUCCUGGGAUUUUCAAGCAGAGCAGUGAAGUCUGAGGAGAAUGGCUGACUGGUUCAAGCUGACCGUGUGAAACAACAGUGGUGUGCAGAAGAGCAUCUCUAAAUGCACAACACGUCAAAGCUUGAAGUGGAUGGGCUGCAGUAUCCAAUGGAUCAUGAAUUUACAGAGUGGUCUUGUACCUCAAGAGACCCUUCUUCACCUCCUGCUUCCAGGCACACCUGUUGGAGGUUUACAAAGAACCUCUCGCCUGACAAAAUCAAUCUAAGUACACUCAAAGGGGAAGGUCAACUGACAAAUCUGGAGCUUGAUGAAGAAGUACUGCAAAAUGUCUUGGAUCUGCCCACGUGGUUGGCUAUCACCAGAGUGUACUGCAAUAAGGCAGCCAUCAGGAUACAAUGGACGAAGCUCAAGACCCAUCCUAUUUCUCUGUUCCUUGAUAGAGUUGAGGUAGCAAUGAGGACUUGUGAGGAACCUCGUCCUCCAAAUGGGCCCUCUCCAAUUGCCAUUACAGCAGGUCAAAGUGAAUAUGGCUUUGCUGAAAAGGUUGUAGAGGGAAUGUCCAUUGUAGUAAAUUCUAUUGUUGUUAAAGUUGAAGCAAAAGCAUUCAGCACUUCGUUUGAGCUAUGGCAGCUGCAAGGUUAUAGUGUAAAUCCCAAGUGGCAACAGAGUGACUUACGAUUCACAAGGAUUACAGAUCCAGAACGAGGGGAGGUUUUGACUUUUAAGGAAAUAAAUUGGCAAACACUUCGUAUUGAAGCUGAUGCCAUCCCAGGUGAUCAGAGCAUUAUCAGCACACCACUGAGACUCAUCACCAAUCAAUCAAAAAUCAGACUUGUACUUAAGAGAAGGUUUCUCAGGUUAUUGAAGGAGGUCAGUGAAGGAACCGAAGACUUGACCAUAGAUGGAGUGGAGGUGAAGGAUUGCAAUGUGGUGGGUUCAAAGCUCAUGUUCCUGUUGGAUGAUUUACUUUGGGUUCUCACUGACUCACAACUAAAAGCAAUGAUUGAAUAUGCACAGUCUCUCAGUGAGGCCAUGGAGAAUUCUGCCAAGCAGCGGAAGAGAAUGGCUCCAGACGCGGCAGGGACCAGUGGCCUAGCAACUAGUACUCAUCAGCAAAGAACACCUCCAGCACAUACAAGUAACAGCUCAAACAGCAUUAGCCAGUACUUUGAAUUGUAUGAUGUGAAAGAAUCAUCCUAUCACAGUCAGAUCUCACGGCUGGAUUUACAUAUUUGUGAUGAUGGUCUCUCAGUGGAAGAAGGAGGGUCCAAACAUCGAAUAGCUGGAGGAGCUAUACAGUUAACAUUUAAAAAUUUGAGCCUGGAUUACUAUCCCUUCCACUGGGCAAAUGAUAGUUGUAAACAUUGGGUUAGGUACUCUGAAGCCAUGGAAUCCAGAGCACAAUGGGCCCAAGACCUGCUGCAAGAGUUUCAGUCCAAAGUACAAACAAUAAUAGAUCACAGUGAGGACGCAACAGUUGGAAAAUCUCCAACAAAGGAAUCUCCCAGUAAAUGGAAAGUAGGGUCACCAGGUUGGAAGACUAGUUCUGCUUAUAAAAGACGAGCAAGUGACCAAUCGACAGGAGCUACUUCUCCUGAUUCUUGUAAAGUGCCAUGGAGUAAGCUGCUCUCCAGUUGUGUAGUUGUCCGUGUUGAUGACUUGGAUGUUUAUCAGGUCACAGCAGCAGGCCAGCAUGGUAAGAAGCCGACAACCUUACUGUCCUGUAAUAGGGUAUCCUACCAUCUUCCACCCGGCAUGUCAGCAAUUCAUGUUGAAUUUACUGAAUACUAUUUCCCUGACAGUAAAGAAUUUCCUGUGCCUUGCCCUAAUCUUUAUGUGAAACUGAAUGCCUUGCAAUUUACAUUGGAUCCAGUGAGCUUGUUGUGGGUGAACUCCUUCACUUUGGACCUGUAUCAGACCCUUCAGCAGUUCAAAGCCAUCUAUAAAUUGAAUAACUCCGUGAAAGUGGAUGAACAUGUUGAUUUUUGUAUGAAUGGACUCGUGUUGAAGCUUGUAAUUCCAGUGGACCAGAAUGUAAUGGCGCAUCCAGACAAGCCAGAAUACAUUACCAUUCAGACUUCAGAUGUUGUGGCUACAAACACGCGACACUCACCAAACUGUAAGCACUCUGAUCUCCAAAUGAUGCUGAAAGCCUUUAAAGACUGUGAAUUUUUUCAUGUGUCUUAUAAGGAGUUCCCUAAGUCUGUAGACAGUUUUGAUGUGCUUCAAACUGUAUUUUUUCAUCAUGCUUAUGAGCAACAAAUCAAUCUGGACAGAAUUAGCACUCAGAAGAACCUUGCCCCUGAUGCGUUAAAAACAUCAUCAGCUGCAGACAUAUGGUCACUCCAUUUUUCUCAACUCUGGUUGGACUUUGAAGGUAAAGAGAGCUCAAAAGACAAGCCUUUCAGCUUUGUGGAUGCGUUUCCUCUUUCCAUAUGGGUGUCUCGACCAUCCAAGGCACAAUCGAGUUACUCAACAUCUGAAUGCACUGCUAAUUUAGAAGAUUGCAAAAGUAGCAUGGAUCAUAAAUUUAAUAUGUUCAGUUGUACAGAGUCCUUUGGAAAUGGACUGCAGGAUUUCACGGCCACGCAAACACUCAGGUCAUCGGAAGGAAUUGAUGCACAUCUGAGCACUCAGCAGGCAAGAGCGAGACAAUCCAACAGAAAGGAUGACUCUGAGGCAGAUGUCCAUGUUCUUGUGUACAGCACUGCCCAUGUAAAAGCACGCAUGAACCACUACCAUUACCUUGUAUUACUGCGGCUGAAGGAAUGUUUUGCUCAGCUGCAGGAUGACUUGACUCAGGAUAGGGAAAGAUUGACUAAAAAUAUUGUUAAAUCUGGUAGUACUUGCAUGGGAUUAUUGAUUAAUAGUGCUGAAAUUGCUUUACUGCUUCAUCCAACUCCAACCACAGAUUGUGACCUACAAUCUGAAAACUCAGAAAGCACAAGCCUUGCUGAGUCCGAGCUUUCGCCUUCUGAGAGUAGAGAAAAAUUGGCUGAGGAGGAGAAGCCUCUGGACAGAAUAAAUGACCAGCUGGAUAAUACCAUCAGGUCUGUGGAUGAUAGUGGAAUUCACAAUGGGGAUUUGAGUAUGGUUACCUUAUUGGAUAAUGGAGUUUCAGAACAAGAUGGAACAAUUGUGAGUGAUGCUCCUUUAUCUAAUGCUCAGGCAGUAGGAAAUCAAUCAUCUGAAAAAGGACUUGUGGAAGAAGCAUAUGAAGCAGUAGAAUCACUAGCGGCUGAGGUUUCUGAAGACAGCAGUGUUCACCACAUUCCAGAUACCACUUUAGAAAAGAGUGAGUCUUUGGAUUUACAAACAAGUAGAACAUUGAGCAACGUCACACAGAUGGAUCUUGCUCCUUUUGAGAAUGUUGCUGUGGAUUCAACUCCAUUGAGUGUGUCAAAGGAUGUUGCUAAAGAAGCUCUGCUGAUGACUGUGGACUUAACUAAAGAAGCUGUUUCUCUGACAAAGGAUGCUUUCAGUCUCAGCAAGGAGAAGAUGGCUAACACUAUGCAAAAGAUGCUUUCCUUGUCUUCCUCCAGAGAACAGAUCUCUAAAGGUGAAGACAAUCCACCCUCCUUAUCCAGUACUAAACUCCGUUUUUUAAACAUGAAACGCACCUCGUCACAGCAUUCCUUGGACACUACAUCACUUGAUGGCAGCCUUACAGAAGAUCGAAUAUCUGUCGACAGUGACAACAGUGAGAAAUAUGUCAUUCUCCUUGAAGCAGAAUCGGGGCAGGAAUCCCCUCUCCCGAACACCAGCAUAGAUCAGAUACCAACAAUGAGCAGCAAUCAGAGUCUUCCAGAAAGUGCAGAUGGAGGGCACAGAGGAGAGGGAUUUCACAAACAGUCUACAAUCACCAACUCCCUGACACCAACUGAGGAUGAUUCCAAUGCAGAACAGGCUUCGGUGUUGUUACUGCAAAUACUUGAUGUGAACUGUGAGAUUGGUGUAAGAGGUGAUGAUGUAGCUGUCGGUGUCCAGGUGAAGGAAGUAAUUCCUGAUCAUUUGGGUAACAUGGACGUGCAGAAGUUUCUGAGCAGCCAUGCAACUGGCUUCCAGAAGGCUUGCCCAAUGGACUCUGACAGAGCACAGCCUGCUGUACGUUUGAGAUUUGAUUCAGGGCCACACUCAUCCAUUCACUCUCCACUUGCUGUUAAGAAUGGCUUUCUGCAUUUUCACAUCAGUAAUUACAGUGCAGAGCUGUCAAUGUCUUCACUCACAAACUUGGGUCCUUUCUUGGAGGAUGAGAUGAUUCCAGAAGUCAUUCCAAUGAAGAUAGAACUCUUCGACUGCAACAUUACACUUAAGGAUGAUGGCCCAAGACUGUAUGCGACGUCGCCAGGUCCUGUACCCAUAAUUCUUCAUGUUGAUCACCUGGUGGUACAGCGAGUUGAUGAUGGGACAUUUUGUUUAACAGCUUUGCAGAGAAGCCCAAUUAAAGCAGAUGUGGAGAAGGAAGAGGCUCUUUCAGUCAUAAGUGGAUCACAUCUGGUCAAAUUUGGAAUGAAGAAAGGUGGAGGAAUGCAGCCACAGUCAGAUGCUCAGAGUACAUCAGAUCUAACUCUUGUGAAGGACAUGAAUGAGCUUCUUAAGCAGGAACUUGCCUGCACAAAGGAAGCUCUGAAGAAGGCAAAUCAAGAUAGAGAGAGAUUGCUGCAAGAAGUAAAGAAGCUAAAUCCUGAAUUUAAUUUUUGAAUAUCACAGUUCAGCAUAUGGUUAUCAUUACCAACAGCCAAGACAACAAGCAACUGAAGAAAUUUUACUGAAUGAUUUGUUACUGAAGAGAUCAGCAUAAUAAACCUCAGUCACUCAGUGCAGCCACCAACAUUAUGUGUAAGAAUGAAGUUUUCAAAUAUGCAUAGAAGAAACUGAAGUACUAUUUUAAUUUCAUUCACAUGAAGAACACAUGUUGGCUAUUGCAAGUAGCACAACUGAAGAGUUUUUUAUUUUGUAACAAUUACAAUUCCAUAUGGUAAGGUUGAUAACCAUCCUUGGUUUUAAUAAAAAUGAGUUUGCAGAAUGAGAUUCUGACAAAUGAUGCAGAAGGUUGAGAGUGCUUACAAUGUAUUAUGUUUACAAUGAACAAUUGGGUGAAUUAGUUUACAACAAAGUUUAGUUGAUAUAAUAGAAGAGCAGUAUCAACUGCAAGCAAAUCGUAUUAUUUAUUGGUGACCUCAUGCACUAAUAUUUAUUGUUGUACUGUACUUACCUCUUCAAGUUUUACAGGUAAAAGUCCAAGUGUAAAAUGUCCUCACAAACUAGAUGCUAUCUUAGCCAGCUGGCAUUUGAAGGUCUUGAAGUGGUUUAUUCUGCAUUUGAAGCUGUCAUUGAAAGGACUGUCAAGAAAAUAGUAAUUGACUAACAGAAAUAAAUUGUAACAGAACACCAAAUACAAACACCCCUGACAAAAAAUUAGAAGUUGUUUUAAGUUUCCUGCGGUCUUCCCACUUAAGAGCACUGUUAUGUAGAUAUAUUGGUAAACACUUGCUUUAGUGAGAAUUCUUUGUGAAGGGCUUAUUUUCAGAGCUGUGGUUGAAUUCCCGAGCAAAUUGUAUUGAUGGAAAGUUUUUUUUUAAUGCUUUAGGCCAGGCUUUAAAAUCUGUCAUCCAGUAUGUGAUCAUGAGAUACUAUCAUGGAUGGGAAUGUAGCAGAGGUUUACUAAGUUACCUUAUGAACCCAGUAGGACUUGAUGCAGAACAACAGAAUUCUAGAGCAGUACAUACAGUAGCUUGUAUUUAUAAUUUUGCUUUUUCCUUUUCUGUUCUCCCGUUAGGAGUUUGUACAGAUGAAAAUGUAUUUCUUGUUUUAAAGAGCUGCUAAUUUUCAAACCUGAAGCAAAAUGUACUAUAAAUGAAGAUUUAGAAUUAGUUGGAAAGUACAAUACUAGUUAAAAUAUUGGAUACAAAAUCAAAUUAUUUGAAUGAAGACUUAGCACAAUAGUUGCAUCAGUAUACUGUGUGAUAUAAGGGACACACAUGCAAAGAGCUGAACCAGAGAAAGUAUUGUUCAACUCUCUCUGUAGUGACUGCAAAAUAAAUUGAGCUUGUGAAACUCCCCCAGGUGCUUUACUCCAUGCAAAACUAGAUGGAAAUGUACUGAGCGCUGCUGAUAGAAAUGCUCCCAAUUUUUAAACUCAUUACUAAUUUUUAAGAGUUUUAUAUUUUGAUUUCCAGCAUGCUAGAUAUUGUCCAUUAAUGUUCCUAAUUGCAUAAUUGUAAUUCCCUGUUAGCUAGUUGCAGAUACUUGGACAUAUCAAACUUUAAUAUUUCUCGUGGGUUUGGAGCAGUAGACUUGCUUCUGUAGCAGUCACCAUUUCUGUGGAAAUUGGUCACAAUUUGGUCAUAGACACUAAAUUAUGGUGUAUUUCAUCUGACUUGAGUUUUGAUCGUGUUCUAUUGUUCAGCUGAUAAAUGGUCAUAUCAGAAAAACCUUUGUCAUAAUCUCAACCAUUAUUCAAGGAUCUAUUUUAAAGCAUAACAUUAAAAAUUAGCCAGCUAUGCUACUCCGGAAAACUUCCCAGUAAUUGCAGAUUAAUACAUGGGAACGCAGUAUUUUAAUCUUAAAACAGAAUGUAUUGGAGAAGUUGCAGUCUACUCAAUUGUGGUUAAAAGGAAUGUUGGGUCAGUUUCAUUCUUUUUGGUGCAAAAGUUCUUGCUCUUUGCAGAAAUGGAGUGCAGGUAAAUGCUGGUGAGAUCAGGGUCAUUUUACUCUUGUAAAAUGUCUAAGUCUGUUGCUAUAUUUACUUGCCUGAAUGACCAGUUGCUGAUGGGACUGGAAUGUCUGGGUGUGUUGUAGAAGGACAAAUAGAAAUACAAACACAUCCCAGGGUUAUUUUUUUAUUUAUGGAACAUAGCUCUUUUCAAAGAACUGAUUAAUUUUCUUGUUACAGAACAAAACAUUAAUUAGAAUGUUUAAAUACAGUAAGUGUUACUUGAACAAACUGUUUUACACCUAAUUACUUCUAUCUAAAUGGGGAAUUUUUUUAAAAUUGUUUUCUCUGUGUUCUGACCGGUCAUGAGAUAUUUUGAGUGGGAUGCAUUGUUUGAAGUCAACUUACUGCUUAACUGAGAUGUGAGGAAUUCAGCAAUCUUGUACUUGAUGGCUUAAUUUCAUAAAUAUUAAAAGUGCUGAAUUCCCUCACUGACCCAGAGUGUGAAAAAUCAGAAGUUUUAUAAAUACUUAAUUUGGAAACUUUACUGAUGUGAAUUCGCCCAUAUUACUAAUCUAAAGUUGCCCAUUACCUUUUAAUCAUCUGGACAUUCAACUGAAAAGUAAAAAGAUGAAUAGUAAUUGUCAAUUUUAGUUAGCAGCAUAAAUCUGUAAUGUUGAAAGCUCUAAUACUUUCAGUUUUGUACAUCACCCCUUUGUGGAAGUUUACCUUUACCUUUUCACAUGAGUUUUUCUAAUAAACAUGAAAAUAUAGAUAUUGUUGGGUUGGAAUUGAGGAAUGAGGAACUAUUUACUUCAGAUAUUUCAGCUGCAGUAUUGUGUGUCUCAGUAACCUAAUAGCACUAUUUAUUACACUGAAUUCAAUAACUUGGGUACUCCCCGGGCUUGUUCUUUUAAAAAUGAAAUGGUUUUGUAUUUUAUGACUGAAUAAAUUUCUAAAGUAUUGAAUUGUUUACAACGUGCCAAAUGGCUAACCUGGUAGUUUAUGAAAUGUGUACAUAUGAAUUGUAUACUACUUUGCAAGUCCAGAAGGUUCAGUGAUGGGAUGAUGUUGCUGAGUUCGAUCAUUUCUAUACCUAACCAUCCAAAUUUUGAAGUGGAAUACGACUAUUGUCACAGAAAUCUCCUGACUUUUUUUUUAAAUAGAGGAUUACUCACUGCCAGCGUUAUUCCAUUGAAGAGAGUUAUACAGAUAUUAGCAACGUUUGAUGCUCUGUAGUGUUGAUUGCCAACUUAGUUUUGUCACUUAUUUUAUCAGCUAUUUUUAAAAAACUAAUGGUACUACAGUAUAUUUGGAAGUAAAGGUUAAAAUGCAGCUAUUAUACUGAUUAUCUAUGGUCAAGUGCCUAAUUUUGCACCUUACUUGAGAAAAUUAUUAAAAGAACUUACACGCACCUUGGUGUAAAGCAGGAUUAUUUUGGUCAAGAAUGAUGCAAUCCACUUUUAAACAUUGUUUAUAUUUUCCAAAACCAUAACACAAGUUUAUACCAGUGUAACAAGAUGUAUCUGGAAUUCAGUAGGCCUCUGCAUUAACUGUGGAGAUACUAAACUGCAUCAAAACAUCAGUGAAUCUUCGAAUUCCAGUAUUUACUGUUUUCAUGAAAUCUGAACUCUUCCUCUGCCUAAUUACUCUUCUAUCAUCACUAGACCAUGUUAAGACCUGUUCCUUGAAAGGACGACUUUUUUUUGUUUUAAUAUACAGCAAAGCUUUUUCUUGUGAACGUUAUAGUUCAUGCUGUUGAAUCAGAUUCUACCAUCAUACAUUAAUGCUCUAUCACUUAAAGUAUAUGAUUAGAAGUUUGCAAAUGCCAGGAAUUUUUACAAUAAUCACCUUCAGCACCAGGUUUGAACCGUGUCACAGUUUUAACUGAACACUUUUGGUAUUCACAUACAAAAAUCUACCAUUGUUUUUUGUAAUAAAAUGUUGAAUAGGUAGAAUUAUGCUCUAAAAGCACAAUCGUUUAGUAAAUCUUAACUGUUAACUUCUGAUGGAAUUUCCUUUUCUCCUGCAGAUUUCACUCUUGCUCUGUUUAAUUCUUUGUAGUGCAUGUACUGUAAUGCUUUGUUUCAUAUCUAAGUGCAAUUACUGCCUUGAUCUGUUGGAUUUAAGCUAGUACUUCCAAAUACUGUAUUCUAGAACCACUUGGAAAACAUCUUUCUGGUAAUACUGGUGUUUGAGUUUUACAUAACAUUUGACAUUAAAUACUAGAAUUUUAAAUUGUAUGAUGGGGACAAACUCAUUUUUCCAGCAAAAUUAAUUUUUGGAAAGAAAGUUAUAUAAAUGGGUGUUUUUAAUAAAUUCAUUGUUUACUAAGUAAUAAGCCACACUGGAAAAUUGAAAAAUACCACCUUUACCAAACAGAAGGCAAUUCUAAAUUUUCCUCAAUAACUGAAUUGUUUUCAAAAAGCUUGUACUUCUGCUCAAAGCUUGUGUGGCAAGUACAGACCCCACUUGUCCUCAGUCUUACAAUUGUUCCACUGAUCUUUACUUUAUCAUUUUAAAUUAUGGAAAAGAUGUUCAGUUCUUGAUAUUGUAUUCUGAUGACAGUCUUGUCACUGUCAAGCCAGCUUUUCUUCUAAUGACUCUAAACCGAAUUUAGAUGAUGAUUCAACUGCAGCAACAAAAUGACUAAAAAUAAUCCAUUACAACUUAUGUUUGUACAAUUGUUAAAAUCUAUUGUAGACAUUGAGUCAUGAGUACAAGAACACUUGUACAACUAAACUGGUUAAAUUUAAUACUCUGCAAUUAUUUUAGUACUGUACAGUUAGUGCAUGAGCAUUGUAACAGACUGGAAGUUAAGUGGUUUACAAUGUGUAUUUGAAGCAUUUGUUUUGAAAUUCUGGUAUGUGGUAUUUUGUUCCAAUUUUGUUUAGCACCGCUCCUGUACAUGUUGAUAACUGGUUCUGUGAACCAGCAAUGUUAAGUAUUUUUGAAAUAAAUUUGUCAGCUAAAGAGCCUCUGGUAUGUUGCUGAUAAAACUAAUCCAAACUAAUUGGUAUGAAGUCUGCUUGGUAAUGUUUUGGUAAGCAUUCUAACAAUGCAGUGAAACAAGUUAGCUGUUAGAUGGUCAGGUAGUUUAUUCAAAUGAUUUAAGGAUACUGAAUUCUGAGCUUAAUCAAGACAUUUAUCCCAAU
This is a messenger RNA of Mobula hypostoma (lesser devil ray), 9972 nucleotides long. Its product is annotated as bridge-like lipid transfer protein family member 3A. NCBI's taxonomy places the organism in Eukaryota, Metazoa, Chordata, Chondrichthyes, Myliobatiformes, Myliobatidae. The coding region runs from base 265 to 4863 and encodes 1532 amino acids. The record is from RefSeq and is a predicted model, not a curated record. The transcript has 22 exons.